This is a messenger RNA of Anopheles marshallii, 2418 nucleotides long. RefSeq names its product protein sprouty (gene sty). Gene Ontology annotation, cellular component: membrane; cytosol. The record is from RefSeq and is a predicted model, not a curated record. Lineage: Eukaryota; Metazoa; Arthropoda; Insecta; Diptera; Culicidae. Bases 1 to 2418 code for a protein of 805 amino acids. Gene Ontology annotation, biological process: negative regulation of MAP kinase activity; multicellular organism development; negative regulation of Ras protein signal transduction. The transcript has a single exon.
AUGGAUCGGCGCAAUGGCGGCACUAGUUUGGCGCCCCCAAGGCCCCCAAAAUCGUUGCCCCGCGUCCAUCGUCCCCGGGCCCCGGAACCGCACGCCACCACCGUCACCGUCGUCGCACCCGCGCCACACCCCACGCCGAUGAUCGGCAGCAUGAGCGGGGCCGGGGCAACGACCGGCACGGGGUCCGGCCACCUGCAGCGGUCCGCCCUGCCAGCAGCAUCGACAGGGGCGCCACCGCAGCUGUCACCGAAACCGAGACACCUGAUCGGUGGUAGCGUCAGCAACGGUAACGACAGCAGCAGCAGCGUCGCGUGUAAUAAUAUCAGCAGCAACGGCAACAAUAAUGCUAGUAAUAACAGCAGUAACAAUAAUAAUACUAUUUUUAUGAAUAAUAAUCCUCAUAAUCAUACGAGCGCGGUGGCCGCCGCCGCGGCGGGGCCAACCGGCGACAGUAGUUUUAACAGUGCUAGCCUAAUAAAUAGCAGUAGUAGAAGUAAUAGUAGCACUAGCAGCACUAGCAAUAGCACCAGCAGUAGCGCUAGCAGUAGGUGUAAUAAUAGUAAUCUAAAUCAUAAUAAUAAUAAUAAUAAUAAUAAUAAUAAUAAUAGCAGUAGUAGUAGUAGUGGCGGUAGCGGUAGCACUGGUGGCAACAAUGCCCGAAGCGGCAGUAGUCAACCUCAUCAGCAUCAUCAGCCCCAUCCGCACCAUCCCCAUCCGCAUCCGCAUCCGCACCAUCAUCAGCACAAUCAUCCGCACCAGCAGAGCAAUCGAAGCAUCGGCAGCAACUCGUCCACGUUGUCGUCGGUAUCGUCCAGCUCGUCGACGGUCGCGCUGCUGAGGCCGCACCAGAUCGCACCGCUCGUGCCGCUCCACACCCGAUCGGCGACACCGCCGCCGCCCCCGCUGCCACCACACCAGCGGCCCACGUCACCGGCCGGCAGUACCUUUGCCCGCCGCCGGCACACCCCGUCGGCCGGCAGCCCGCCGGCGCACCACCAUCCCCAUCUCGCAAGUAUUCCGCACGGGUCGGCCAGCGAUACCGGCGGUGCACCGCCGGUGCUGCUGCUGCCGGUCGAUCAACCGAUCGGACCGGCCGCCACCACGAACGCCUCCAACCCGACGACCCCGGUCACGUUGGCCGCACCGCGCCCGGAAGCGGAGCGGCUCGCGAACGAGUACGUCGACACGCCGUUCGGCCGCACCAGCGGGCCGACGGUCGGCGGUGGGCCCAACAUUCCAUCGGCCGGCGGACUGCUGUCGGGGUUGCAGCCGGGCACCGUCCCGCACCAGCAGCACCGCAACCUCUCCCUGCUGGUCGGGGGUGAUGCGGCGGUGCCGGUCAUAACGGGGCAGCCGCGGCCCGCGGCCGACCGGACGCGGUCCCCGCCGGGGAUCGGCAACAGUGACGCGAUACGGGUGGUGAAGAGUACGGAGGGGCGGCACGGGCUCACCGCGCCGACCGGCACCGUCGGUGGCGGGCCGCUCGGGAGCGCGAACAGUAUUGCGCGCGGAUCGACCAUCAUCACCAAACAGCCGGCGAAGAAGAAGGACGGCACGGACCGGCACGAGCUGCUGGAGCUGGAACUGCAGCACCACCACCACCACCACCAUCGGCACCACGGCCGGGCGGCGAUAGCGACGGUCGGUGGGGUAAGCCCCGGCGCGCUCGGUACCGCCGGUGUGAACGGUGCGGACGGGCUGAUCGGCAUCGGUUCGAUCACGUGCCCCCGGUGCCGGCGGUGCCGGUGCGAGGAGUGCCAAAAGCCCCGACCGCUCCCAUCGCACUGGCUCUGCGACAAGAGCUGCCUGUGCAGUGCGGAAACGAUCAUCGACUACGCGUCCUGUCUGUGCUGCGUGAAGGCGCUCUACUACCACUGCUCGAAGGAGCACGAGUUCGAGCGGGAGGUGGUCGGGCCGGACGGGACGAUCGAGACGGAAACCGUGUCCUGCGCGGACGAUCCCUGUUCCUGCGUGCCGCACAAGCGCACGACCCGCUGGGGCUGUCUCGGCGCGCUGUCGGUGGCCCUGCCCUGCCUGUGGUGUUACUGGCCGAUGCGCGGCUGCGUCGCGAUCUGUGCCCGCUGCUACGCCAAACAUUCCCGCCACGGUUGCCGCUGCACGCAGCACCCGGCUGCGCCCGGGGGAGCCAGCAACAGCGCGCCCGGUGGCAUACUCAACGGUUCAAUGUUUGGCACGGAGCUGCUCGGUGGGCCGGGCGGUGGCGUCGGUGCAUUAAACGCGGCCGGGCUGCACGAGCUGCGGGCGAAGGGCGACCCGGCGGAUGGCGAUGCGACGCUGCAGCAUCUGCACCACCAACUGCGGCAUCAUCUGCACCACCGGUCGGCGGAUGCGUCGUCGAACGAUCUGACCACGCCGGAGAAGCGACUGCUCGAUACCAGCACCGAUACCAGCUACUGA